Molecule: messenger RNA, 1047 nt
Organism: Corylus avellana
Lineage: Eukaryota; Viridiplantae; Streptophyta; Magnoliopsida; Fagales; Betulaceae
Product: protein TIFY 10A
Biological process (GO): response to wounding; regulation of jasmonic acid mediated signaling pathway; regulation of defense response
Cellular component (GO): nucleus
Source: RefSeq, a predicted model, not a curated record
CCCUCCACAUAUAUCCCUGCCUCCAAAUCUUCCCCAUUUCUUUCCAAAGCAACAACAAAACAAGCUUUCAAUUUCAAACACACAGCGGCCGCCGACAACUCAUCCAUUAUUGUGAAGUUUUUCAGCCAAGCAAAAAACAUGUUGAAGGCUACUAAGGCACCGGAGAGGUCCAACUUCGCUCAGACAUGCAACCUCCUGAGCCAGUACGUGAAGGAGAAAGGAAUGACUGGCGAUUUUAGCCUUGGGAUGACUAGGAAACUGGAGUCUAAAGAAAAACCAGAAACAUCUCCGCCGGUGGCGACCACUAUGGAUUUAUUAACAAACAUGGCAAAUUCAGCUGCUGAGGCUUUGAGACAAAACACUGGGACUCCUUCGAAGGCGCAAUCCACGGAUUUUCUUCAACAGUUUGGUUGCUUCGAUCCCUCAAACUCGAGCGACGUCGCUUCUAAUAAGCCUGAUUUCAGGUAUGCAGACAUGAAAUCGGCGAUCAAGGAGGCUGCAACAGCCCAGAUGACUAUUUUUUACGCCGGUCAAGUACUAGUAUUCAACGACUUUCCGGCCGACAAGGCAAGGGCGAUCAUGGCUUUGGGCAGAAAGGGUAGCUCUUAUAUUUCUGGCAUAGACAAAGUAAAUUCCGGAAGCUUUAUUGCUCCUGCUGCAUCGAAUAUUGCAGCCACGUCUCAAAGAAAUCCCACCCAAGAUAUUGGUUCUGAUUUGCCAAUUGUAAGGAGAGCUUCACUUCACCGGUUCUUGGAGAAGAGGAAGGAUAGGGUGGCGGCAAAAGCACCAUAUCAAGUCAACCCACCUUCCCAAGCUCCUCCGAAGCCCAAGGAAAGCAAUCCCUGGAUUGACCUCGAAGGCCAAUCUUCAAAACUGCUCGAGCUUAAGUUAUAAUGACCACCUCACCAUUUCCGAGGACCUCCAUAUAUGGCGGCUUAAAAUUCCUAAUUAUACAAUUGCUAGGCCUUGUGUACUUUUUUUUUCCCCUCAAUUAUUUAAUAAAUUUGUAUAUACUAUUCAUCAAAUAGAUCCAGCAAUAUCUGAAUA